Molecule: messenger RNA, 5584 nt
Organism: Carassius auratus (goldfish)
Lineage: Eukaryota; Metazoa; Chordata; Actinopteri; Cypriniformes; Cyprinidae
Product: guanine nucleotide exchange factor DBS-like
Exons: 34
Coding region: 119-4141 (1340 amino acids)
Biological process (GO): intracellular signal transduction
Cellular component (GO): cytoplasm
Molecular function (GO): guanyl-nucleotide exchange factor activity; protein binding
Source: RefSeq, a predicted model, not a curated record
UCCUCCCUCUGAUUCCCUUCCUGGUGCCUGAUACAGUCUUUAGAAUAGAAGCCAUAGGGCUGGUUUGAGAGGAGGUAAAGUCCAGACAGCAUCACUCAGGUGCUGAGAUUCAGAAUGAAUGAUUAACAUCGCAAAAGCCUCUCUGCAUCUCCACACUGUAGAACAGAAGAGCCGGAUUCAUCUGCCGGUGUCACCAGCUCUCUCUCCCUUGUCUUCUGCCGGAGAUCUCCAUCAAGGGCUGGGAGUGGCUGCUGUCAUUGUGAGAGCGGAGUGGGGAAGCCCUCCGGUGAGAGGAGAGGAGAGGAGAGGAGAGGAGAGGAGAGGAGAGGAGAGGAGAGGAGAGGAGAGGAGAGGAGAGGAGAGGAGCCACCGUUCACACCCUGAGAUGCUCUGCAGGCUGGAGGAGGAAGAGGAGAUGUCUCUACUGGAGCUACAGCAGAGGGUGGACUGUAUCAUCACUCAUGUUGAUGAGAUUAUGCAGCAGGAGAUCAGGCCGUUGCUGGCAGUCGAUAUAAUUGAACAACUUCACAGGCAGUUUGCUCUUCUUUCAGGAGGAAGAGGAAAAGAUGGAUCUCCCAUCAUCACCUUCCCAGAGUUUUCAAGUUUUAAUGAGGUGUCAGAUGAGGAUUUUGUUAAUGUUGUCACAUACCUGACAAGCAUACCAAGCAUGGAUGCCGCUAGCAUUGGCUUCAUCAUCAUCCUGGACCGCAGGAAGGACAAAUGGAACUCAGCAAUCACUUCUCUGGCACGGAUAGCGGGCUCCUUUCCAGGGAAUCUGCAGCUUGUUCUGGUUCUGAAACCUUCUCGUCUCCUCCAGAGGGCCAUCGCUGAUGUCAGUAUGCGGUUACAUAGGGAUGACUUCAAAUUGAAGGUACCGAUUGUCAUGCUUAAUUCCCUGUCAGACUUGCAUGGCUAUAUUGACAGAGGCCAGCUGACCUUUGACCUGGGGGGAACCCUGGACUAUUGCCACAGUCAGUGGAUUCACCAUCGCACAGCCAUUGAGAACUUUGCGCUAACAGUGAAGAGCACAGCACAGAUGCUGCAGCAGUUUGGAACUGACCUAGCAGAAACUGAACUUCCCAAUGACGUGCAGUGCACCAAAGACUUGAUCAUCACACACACCGAAAAACACGAUAAGCUCAAGGACGAGCUGAAAUUGGCUGUAAAGCAAGGAAAUACUCUGUUAUCUUGUAUCAAAGACCAGGCAAGUAAAACCGAGAGCCACAUUUUGAACCCAGAUGAGGUAGAGAACCAAACAACCGUUGAGAGGUUGUUAGUGCAGCUCGAUGAGACGGAGAAUGCGUUUGAACAGUUCUGGUCGAGGCAUCACCUCAAAUUGGAGCAGUGCUUACAGUUACGGCACUUUGAGCAGGACUUCAGAGAGGUGAAAGUUUCCCUGGAUGGCCUGAUGGAGACCUUGCUGGGCCUGUCUGACACUGGGGACUGUGUGGCUCAGGUGGAACAUCUACUGGGCGAUCUGAAGACCUUGGAGGACAAAGCUCAGGAGUCCUUGGAGAAAGCUCAGCUUCACGCUCAGCAUGGUGACCAGCUCAUUCAAAGUAACCACUACGCCGUAGACUCCAUCCGGCCGAAGUGUGUCGAACUGCGUCGGAUCUGUGAUGACUUCAGCAAUGAGGCCAAAAAGAAACGUGACAUUCUGAGCAAAUCACUUGAAAUCCACAAACGCAUCGACGAGGUGAACCAGUGGUGUGAGACCGGAGUUUAUCUGUUGGCCUCUCAGGCUGUAGACAGAUGCCAGACCCAGGAAGGCGCAGAAGCAGCGCUGCAGGACAUCGAAGGAUACAUGAACACAGCCAAAGAGCAGCAGCUCACUCAUCUCAAAAACCUCAGCAACCAGUAUGAGAUCAUCCUCUCAGAGCUGGUCAAGAUCAAAGCUCAAACUGCUUUGAAAAGACUUGAUGACGUUCAAGAGAUGUUUGAGAAAAGACACGCGAGUCUGAAAAAGCUGUCUGCAAAGCAAACUAGGCCAGUGCAACCUGUUGCACCUCGACCAGAAUCUUCACCAAAACGCCCUCCACCUAAAAUCCCACAACCCACUGCACCAACAUCAAACCGCAAAGCUACAGAAAACUCCAGCGCCAGUAAGCAGCCGAGUGAUGCAGAACUGGCAAAAAGAAAGAAUAUUCGCAAAGCCAAAGGUGGCAUCAAGAUCGAAGUCAUGCAUGAACGAGGGCAGGGGGGUUCGAGUCAUGUUGUCAUGAGCAAUGAAACCGAAGAGUCACUUUCAAACAGACGCAGCCACAUAAUGAAUGAAUUGAUUGAGACAGAGAGGCUGUAUGUUGAAGAGCUGCAGAGUAUUAUAGAGGGAUAUGCCAGCGCACUGGAUGACCCCGAGAUGUUCUACUUGAUCCCGCCAUCUUUAGAAAACAGGAAGGAGGUACUUUUCGGAAACCUGCCUGAAAUCUACACAUUUCACCAGAAGACAUUUCUCAAAGAGCUGGAAAAUUUAGCAGAAAAGCCGGAGUUAGUAGGAACAUGUUUUUUGAAGCGGAAGGAAGAGUUGCAGAUUUAUGAGAAAUAUUGUCAGAAUAAGCCACGAUCUGAAGCUUUGUGGCGGCAGUGUGGAGACAGUUUGUUCUUUCAGGAGUGUCAGAAAAGGUUGGACCACAAGCUUUCAUUAGAUGCAUAUCUCCUCAAGCCUGUGCAGAGAAUCACUAAGUACCAACUGAUGUUAAAGGAGAUGCUGAAGUGCAGUAAGAACUCAGAAGGCACCGCGGAGCUGGAGGAAGCUCUGGCCACAAUGCUGGACAUCAUCAAAUCAGUCAAUGACUCCAUGCAUCAGAUCGCCAUUACUGGUUUUGAGGGCAAUCUGAAUGAUCUGGGAAAACUGCUCAUGCAGGGGUCGUUUAAUGUUUGGACAGACCAUAAGAAAGGUCACAGUAAAGUCAAGGACUUGGCACGCUUCAAACCCAUGCAGAGACAUCUCUUUCUUUACCACAAAAUGCUUUUGUUCUGCAAGAAACGAGAGGAAACCUCUGAUGGUCACGAGAAAUCCCCUUCCUACAGUUUCAAGCACUCAUUAAAGAUGAGCUCGGUGGGAAUCACUGAAAAUGUCAAAGGAGACAUCAAGAAGUUUGAAAUCUGGUACAAUGGCAGGGAGGAGGUUUACAUCGUUCAGGCCCCUCUGAUGGAAGUGAAGAACAUGUGGGUGUCAGAGAUCCGCAAAGUUUUAACAAGCCAGCUGGAAGCCUGCCGAGAAGCCAGUCAAAUCCAUCAGAAGAUUACAGAGAACAUCUACCAUGCUCCCAUGAGAAAUAUGCGCAAAACAGCUUUCCAGCAGUCUGACUCUUCCAGUCCAGAAACUGGCUACAGGCGCAGUGAUACAGGCCCAAAUAUGCGUCAUAAACGAGCUGAUGCUUCAGCCAGCCUCAGCUCCGAGCGAUCUGCUCUCGCUAGAAAGCGCUUCACCUUACAGGGCCUGUCAAACCGCAGGUCUCUCCCCGCAGAUCCCACACCUAAGGAGACAGAGGUUACACGCCGCUUUUCUUUAGCCUCAACUGUCAGCUCCACCUCUGCAUCGCGCACUAAAGUUCCUCUCUCCACUAGCUAUAAGAGCAAGAGGCAUCAGGUCAAGAGCGACCCUACACCGUUUGGCUAUGGAGACAGCAUGCAAGGUGCACUUCCUGCUGAGAGCAAAAGUAAAGGUACUGCCGGUACCAAGCCCGCUGUGCCAAGGUCUGCAUCUCAACCAGGAUGGAGUCAACGGCGUCUGCCAUCCAUGGACGCUGAGGAUUUUGAGACCAUUCCAUCAAGUGCUGAAGAACUCUCCAUAUCCUCAGAUGGAGAGGAUGAAGGACAUAACAAAAAUGGGGAUAAUGAUCGCUAUCAAGUGCAGCUGACGCAUGAGUCAGGUACCACCCAGGACCUUUCUGUCGAGGCGGGAGAUUUAGUACAGUUCCUAGAAGAGUCCGAGAACGGCCACUGGCUAGUCAAGAACCUUAAAACUCAGAAGACAGGACUGGUGCCACCCACUGUCCUGCAGUCCACAGCAGAGGGAGUAGACCUUUACAGUAACUCUGAUAUUUUCAGUGACCUCUGCACCGCUGCCCUCACUGAUACAGAGGAGGCAGACGACAGCACCGGACAGCGUCCCGCUCAGGACGGCAGAUUUCCAUGCUGAACAUGCUGCAAUGUGUCCUCGCUUUCCAUAGCAUCAUGCUUUACACCAUACUCGACAACAGCUCUAUAUUCUAUUCUUUGUAAUACUACACAGACAUCUGCUCUGCUGAAGGAGCAGGUGAACUGACCGAUCAGAAUGGAUUCCAGUCAUUUCAGAGCUGACGUGACAUUGACAGUAUUCUGUAGUUGUGAGUCAGAAAUUCAGCGUGCAGCCUUCGCUCUUUCACUCUGCUGUGCCUUAGCAGCAAUUGAAGGGGUAUUUGAAAAGAAUAAUCUGAAUCUCUGUGAACACCGGACACCGAUAUCUGCACCAAGGUUGCUAUUUGAAAACACUGAGAGGAAGAGACUCCAGACCAUCCUGUCCUGCUGAGACUUUCACUGAAAUAGGGGAUAGAAGGGAUAGUUCACCCCCCAAAAAGAAAGAAAAUGUUGUUAUCAUUUACUCGUCCUCAAGUUGUUCCAAACCUGUAUGAAUUUUGUUCUUCUGUCGAACACAAAAGAAGAUAUUUUGAAGAAUGUUGGUAACUAAACCAUUGCUGGUAGGCAUUUUUUCCCCUGAAAGUCUAUGGCUACCAGAAGCCGUUUUCCCCUUUUUUGGGGUUGAACUAUCGCUUUAAAUAUACUUGAUUGUUUUUUUGUUUUUUUUGUUAAUGCUUGUUUGCUUAUGAGACUAUUGGUCAGAAACACAGCACUUUUGAAGAUUUAAUAUUCUCUAAUGUAUUGUACAAUAUUUAUACUCUCUUUUAUAUUCAGACAUGAAAGUUGUAUAAGCCAUCUGUAAAGCUUCGUUCCUCUGCUGUUUGUAGAGCUGAAUAUCUUUAAUCCUCUUCAAAUAUUUGUCUCUGCUUGAUAUAUUCGUCUCUAUCAUGGUCUGCUUGUACAAAAAUCAUCUCGAAAGGUAAUAAAAAUGUGGACUGUUUACUCUGGAGAUGUUUUUAAAUGUGAUUGCUGUUGCAUCAAUAUUCCAGCUGUACUGUAAAAGCAUCUGACAUUAUUAUUUUACAGUAUUGCUCAUGAACGUUGUCAGUUUGUGAUGAAAAGAAUACAGAAAUCAGAUGUACGUACUGUAUAUCCUCCUGGCUUUGACAUGAAGAACUGGAUGACAGUUUGACAGUGAAUGUAGUAAUGAUGCCAAAUGUUUUGUCUCAUAACUGCCAAUAUCCAUUUACAAUUGUGAUUUUACUUUCCAAAAUCAACCCGAGUUUCUUUCUUUGUUUGUAUGUAAAUUUCUUAGCACAAUGAUUGAUAGUGAAUGCAGAUGUGAUUUUUGGUAGUAUCAUCAUUCUGUUCAUAUAUGUAUGUGAAUAUUUUGCUUUGCACAGCUUCCUUAUGGGCAAUAUUACAGCUGAUGUGAAUAUGUAUUACAUUUCCAAAUGCACAAUGGAAUACUUUACAAAACAAUGUCUGUAACUUAUGCAUAUGAGACUAUUAAACCUCAACCAAA